Molecule: messenger RNA, 2082 nt
Organism: Melampsora larici-populina 98AG31
Lineage: Eukaryota; Fungi; Basidiomycota; Pucciniomycetes; Pucciniales; Melampsoraceae
Exons: 5
Coding region: 1-2082 (693 amino acids)
Source: RefSeq, a predicted model, not a curated record
AUGGUUGUUUCCCAUCUAAUAAAAGCUGAUUACCAAUUUGUGACCCCAGGAUACCUUCCUGACCCCGGUUACAAAAAGGCAGUAGGGAUCUACUGUCCAAAGUGUUCCGCUCAAUUAAGAUACCUUCCUCCAAAGGCUGACACAUGGUUCAUAGGAUGCCCUAAUGACCUAAAUCACAACACGCGCAUCUGGCGAUGUGAUCAAUUCAAUCACAAACGAACGCUCAUCAAUCUGGGCAUCCCACGGCCCAUCCUAUCGACUGAAAAAGACUGGGGUCCACGUAUGUCACCUGAAGGUCAUAUUCUUCCACCACUCCCACCACGUGAAAAACGCCCUUCCCCCCAACGUCAACCUCACGUUCCAUUAGUCGAAUUCUUCCAACCGCAACCCCUUGACCACCCCUUUCAAGGACGCGCAAUCCAAGGAGGCAUGCUCUCCCCAUCAACCUGGUCACACCCCGUGGAGAUUCCGACUACCUCAUCUUUUGCGACGCCGGCGGAAGUGUUUACCGGUGCUCAAUCAAAUGCGUCGACAUCCGGACCCCACCUCAGUGCGCCGCCCGUACCUUGUCAGAGAGGUCUGCAGGGCCCUGUCCCCAAGGGCCACCGCAAAAUCGCCAACAAGAAGUGUCGAUUCCAAUUAUGUCAGGCCUGUUGCAAUAAGUACGGCGUAGGACAGUGUCGUGCUCAUCCUUGGGCAGGGGCGGAUGGCCACCAACCCCAUUCGAUGGCUUCUGCUGGUGCAACGACUACCACCUCACUGGCCAACCAAUCAAACAAACGAGCUCGCGUCAAUGAGCCCCGUAUUCAUCAAUGGGCCCAAUCACAGAACUCAUUAGGGCGCCGACUGGACUUAGAUGGUGUGAUAUCACUCCAUAAAAAUAGACUAGAUCAAUAUCAACCUCCUAAGCAGGAUAACUAUGAUGAAGAGAAGAUGGUAACUGUCUACGUGUGGCUAAACGUAACCCGUCAACAUCUCACUUCAACCCCGUCUUCCCAAGCUCACCUCAUUUUGAUCUGCCCUAAACAGGAAACCACACCGGAGGUCAUCACGGCGUAUUUUACAGACUGGCCAAAAGCUCGUCUGGAAGAAUCCGCGUUGUUGAUUCAGGCGGUGGUGGGGGAAGUUGGCACCAAAUGGAACCGUGCGAUCAGCUUGUGGGACGAAGCCAUCAAUGCUUGGCGCGAGAUCCCUGUGGAUUACCCACAUUAUUAUCCCCCGGGGAACCGAUCCAUUGUCGUUCGACUUGCGAAGGUCAAUCCUCUGACGCCAGGACUACCACAAAGUCGCCCUCACGUACCGCACAUGGCACACGUCGAUGUUAACGUCACACCCACCUCCACCUCGAAAACAAUGCAGCCAGUCCCGUCAACCCCCAAACAAUCAAUGACCAGCUCAUCGCCCACCGGAGCUUCUGCUAUCGUUGGGAAAUCUUUGGAUAUCAAUUCGACGUUGGGCACACCUAUAACCUCCCCCACGCUGAUCACCCCUGCUUCACCAGUGGUGUCCAGCCCAUCUAAGCUGUGGAUUGACCUCACUCGGUCACCCGAGUCGCCUGGUGCCAAUGACACACCGUUAGCCUCCAAUUGCAGUACAAACUUGAACGUCAAACGUGAAACGUUGGACGACCAAGUUUCCAAAGGAUCCAAUCUGGUAGUGGGCCAGGAUCCUUCUUCCGGGGUACAAGGGGUGACACCGGCGAGUACCACCUUGCAGGAACCUCCUUCGACCACGGUGCAAUCAAACGUUAGCCCAAACGCUGGGGUCUCUAAUAAGGCUGGAGGAUGGCCUUCAAAAUCAAUACCAGUUUUGACUCUGCUUGCGUGGUAUAACGAGGCAAAAACGGGUGACAUACUAUCGGCGUGGAACAAGCGCUUUGAGCAGGAAUGGAAGAUGGUACCUCCGACUAUCUACAGGUAUCGUCUUUGGAUCAACGAAGUAGGUUACGACCGAUUUUGCGCAGAAUAUAAAUCGCAGCCCAAAGCCACUGUUGGCCACGCUCGCGUUCGAUUCAGGGAAGAGUUCAACAAGGUAGCAGGAGUGGGGAAGGCCGAUAAUGGGGAAAUGGUUGCCGCUGUCUAA